AUGCUGGGUUUCCCUGGUAUUCCAGGAUCAAAUGGUAUACCGGGAGUGCCGGGUGUCCCAGGGCCACAGGGACCCCAGGGAAGGGAAGGUGUAAAAGGACAAAUUGGUGAUAAAGGAUCGCAAGGAAUGCCGGGUGCAAGAGGAGACAGGGGGCCCAAAGGAACCCUUGGGAAGAGUGGACCUCAAGGAAUUAAGGGAAUGAAAGGUCAACAGGGACUUCUGGGAAUGAAAGGAGAGCCAGGCAUUGCGGGAAUGAAAGGACAGCGAGGAGCUGUCGGAAUUAAAGGUGAGCGAGGCAUUGCGGGAAAUCAAGGAAGAAAAGGAGAGAAAGGCGAGACAGGACAAAGCGCCCAAGCAAGUCAAGCAAGUGUAGUACCACAAACCAAUUGGAAACAAUGCGUGUGGAAAUCAGACACCAGUGUUGAUAACGGAAAGAUUAAGGUAAUUGCAAUAAGAAUCAUUCAUAACACACUCCAAAGAAAAUUCAUUCCUUCUAAAUCAAAAUAUUUCAAAAAAGAACGUCUCCCUGCUCACUCGCCGUUUGCCAACACAUAACAUAAAUGGCUAAGUUACAUUUCCAUCUACUUUGGUUCUUUGUGAACGAAAAAAGGAAAACCAUCAUGCGUGAUAUAAUGAUUCCUGGCCAUAUGGAUAAGGACAACGAAAAUUGAAGUUAUUACAGAGGUUUUAAACAUUAGAAAGUAAUCUUGACUGGAGUUGUUAGAAUCAGUCAUUACACACGGUUGCUCGCCUUACUUCAAUAUGAUUGAUUUUUUUUUAUUUUAUUCCAGAACUGUGCGUUUAACAAACUGCAGUCUAAUUCAGCACUGAGAGUCUCAUUCCAGGGAAACAUGAGAGUAAUAGGUCAUAUUAAGUGUAACCGCUGGUAUUUCAAGUUCAAUGGAAAUGAAUGCAGUGGACCAAUGACGAUUGAGGCUAUUGUUUACAACUACUGGCCAUCUGGGACGAACGAUAAUCUGUUGCAUCAUCGGUCAUUUGAAGGGUACUGUGAAAACAUCCCGCAAGGGGCGGUUAGAGUGGAGUUAUGGGUAGGAAAGUGUAGUGGCUACACCCUGGGUGAUGCUCACACCGGCUGGAAUUCAGUGUCCCGGAUACUGAUUGAGGAAGUAUCUAGGCCCCAGUCCUAA
Molecule: messenger RNA, 1148 nt
Organism: Porites lobata
Lineage: Eukaryota; Metazoa; Cnidaria; Anthozoa; Scleractinia; Poritidae
Source: the annotation of a GenBank genome assembly